AUGGGAUCUUCUCGUUGUUAUUCUUCGAGGUUCAUACCAGUGGCUAUUAUCACGCUAUUCAUUUUGAUCGUUAUUAUAGGCAAUUCAUUUUCCUAUAUUGAAUUCUAUCAAUACGGAUUUCUCCGUCGACGAACUACAGGUCGUGUCAAUCUCAGUCGAAUUUACGAAAGUGGACUAUAUUUUUCUGGACCAGAUUAUACUUUCAAAGAAUUCAAAGCAACAAUACAUCAUGUCAAUCUAAGUAAUGUAUUGGUUUUUACGUCAGAUAAUUUACAAGUAAACUUAAACAUAAAAUUUCAAUAUUUUCUUACCAAAGAAGAUUUACCACAUCUUCAUGCUACAUACGAUAUUCGCUAUCAGCCAAUUAUUAUUGCCAAUGCUAAAGAAGCUGUUAUAUCAACAUGUUCACGAUUUGAUACCGAUGAAUUUAUAAAGAAUCGAAAUAAAAUUCAGCGUGAAAUUUAUUUUGGUGUUAAGCGUCAUUUAGGCGGCUCUUGUUGUAUUCCGAAAUGUAAAACUAACUGUUCAAAAUGUCCAAUCCAUGAACGAUGUGUUCCGAAUUGUAAACCACGCGAAAAAAAUUGUACAAAAGAAGAAAAAGGUUUAUUUGUUGAACUGCGAUAUCUUCAACUGCACGAUAUUGACGUUCCACAAUGUGUUAUGGAACGACGACUUCUUGGUUUAGUUCGUAAUUUAGAAAGAGAAAAAGCAGAAUAUGUAAAUCACGAAGCUCUUAUUAAAAAGCAAACGGAUAUUUUAGUAAAUCGAUAUCGCAAUAAUGCAACACAGACACUUGCACUUUCUGAAGCGCAAGCAAAAUUAAUACGGGAAAUGGCAAAAGCUGAUGCACGUAAAAAACUUGAGUUAGCUCGAAUCGAUGGUUUAACGUCUAUGUGCUCGACAUUAGGUGUUACAGAAGCACAUGAUAUUAAUCAUCUGGAAUAUAUACAAACAUUAAAAGAUUCAAAGGAAAAUAUUACAUAUGCGAUUGACUUUAGUCAUGCCAUUUUACAACGAUCACAAUUAAGAUAA
Molecule: messenger RNA, 1032 nt
Organism: Rotaria socialis
Lineage: Eukaryota; Metazoa; Rotifera; Eurotatoria; Philodinida; Philodinidae
Source: the annotation of a GenBank genome assembly